AUGGCUGCGACAGAUGCAGAGAGCAAAUAUGCCAUUCAUGAGGCAGCGAGGGAAGGAAGAACCCAAGUGGUCGAAUCGCUUCUCAGCGCGAAUCCUAGGCUCGCCAAACUCGUGGAUCAAGACGAACGCCUGGCAAUCCACUGGGCAUGUGCUUUCAACCAUCUCGACAUUGUGAAACUCCUCGCAUCGACCCGAUCCUUCGAUCCCGACGCACAGGACGGCUCAGGAUGGACAUCCCUGAUGAUCGCCUCGAGUUUGAAAGAAAAUAGCGGCGAGGCCAUUGUUGAGCUAUUGCUCUCGAAAGAAGCUGAUCCCAAGAUCACCACGAACAUUGGUGCCACGGCUCUCCACUUCGCAGUGUCAAAGGGAAACCUCGAGAUCUGCAAAAUUUUGUUGAAACACGGUGCUUCGGCCAGGACCAAGGAUAAACGCGGGCAGCUGCCUCUCCAUCGAGCCGCGGCAGUCGGGAGCGUGCCGAUAGUGAAGCUUCUGCUCGAGAACAAGACCCCUAUCAAUGCCACAGACAUGGACGGCAUGACGUCCCUGCAUCAUGCAAUCAGCGAAGGGCAUGCGCAUGUGGCGGUGGAGCUGUUGAAAGCGGGCGCAGAAACGGACAAGAAGGAUAGUGACGGCAAACUUGCAAUCGAAUGUGCACCAGACAACAAGGUCCGUUCGUACAUUAUCCAGGCUGCUGAACGGGAGGGGAUCGAGUUCGAGUGA
Molecule: messenger RNA, 720 nt
Organism: Capronia epimyces CBS 606.96
Lineage: Eukaryota; Fungi; Ascomycota; Eurotiomycetes; Chaetothyriales; Herpotrichiellaceae
Product: 26S proteasome non-ATPase regulatory subunit 10
Exons: 3
Coding region: 1-720 (239 amino acids)
Molecular function (GO): protein binding
Source: RefSeq, a predicted model, not a curated record